AGUGCUGCCACCAAAUCAGCCCUGAAGUUUUGUAUUUAUUUAAAACACAGGUAUAACAUUCUUUAAUCCGGCGUUCAAGGUGGCGCCGGUUUAGAUGAAGAAAAGACAAACAGGUUUGAACUUUGACCCACUGUGCCAUAGUUUCACUGUGAUUGGAAUUCAGAGCAGGAAGUGGAUUAUGUGCACUUGAACGCGAUGAGGGACUGAGCUGGGAGUGAAAACAAGAAAGAGGGAGAGACAUAGGAGACAGAGAGGGUGGGACUUCACCUGAGUCAGGACGCUGACACGCUGUAUGGUGCAAUUUUUACAUGACUCACACUUCUCAGCAACUUCAGUUACAUGUGAGAGCUGGAAUACACUCCUCAGAGGGAAUCACACAGAGUGGGUCACCAAACACAGCCACAAACAAGGUGAAACCCAGGUAUCCUCAACAGCUCGUCUCGUUUCUCUGCUCACCUGGCCAGUGUGCAGUUUAUUCCUGGAUACCACCAAGUUAAUCUCUGACCUGUAAAGUCAUGAAGAGCAGGAAGACACUGGACUUGUUCAUCAAGGUGUUAACGUCGCUCCUGGGGAAAGAAAUGCUGUAAAACUCAAAUCUGCCUGAGUGUCCUGAGGCAGAAUGUUUCUCCCAGGGUGGUUGAUUUGGUGGGUUUUACUGUCCCUGAGCCCGUCGACCUGCGGUUUGGAGAUUUCUGGAUAUGAAAGUGAUGAAGUCAUUUGCUCUCAGGGUCUCUCUGAUUGCACCAUGAAGGAUGAGAUAAUCCUUCUGGCCGAGAAUGAUGGUGUGGACGUUCAAAACCUAACAGCAAACUUCAAGCUCUGCUCAGACACCAAGGAGACAUGUGCAUUAUGUUUGAUGAUAGACACAGAGUUUCACAUCCGCCUGGAUAACGACAUGGAGGACGAAGGCCACUCUGGGAACAAUGAGGAGGACGACAGUGAGGAGGCGAGGAAGCCAAAAGCUUCUCUGACAGUGUGCUAUCAAACAGCGGCUACCAUGCCCACAUGCAAGAAGGUGGAGUUUUCUGUCAAUCAAACAGCGGUUACUCAGCAAAACCGAGCAAAGGUUUCCAUGGUGAUUACUAAACCGGCUGGGGUUUCCUUCAGCAGCAAAGUGAUUGUAUAUCCUUCUAGUUUACUGCAUCUAACUCAACGGGUUGUUGUUCCUUCUCUAGAAGAAGUGUGUUCCCUGGAGCUGAAGAAAUGUGUAGAAGAGUGUCAUGUGCCAGAACUCAGGAUUGUAAUCCCCAAAGAGAAGAAUCACGUGGAGCUGCAGUUUGAUGGCAGAAAUAAUGGCAGCUUGUCCGUGUGCAUUCAACAUGAGCACAAUGGGAUUUGUCAGAGAUGGAAGAGGAAGACCAUCCCCCUCUAUUCUGUGACCCACUGCAUGUGUCUCAUGACAUGGUAUGAUCAGAACUCCGUGCGCUCUCGAAGAUGCCCCUUCGCAAACAUGGAUUUCGCUCAGAGGAACGUGUGGCAGAACGUGUCAGUGUCUGUGGGCCAGGGUCAAACCAACCAGCAUGGCACACUGCUGCUGUGGAACCUGUCUGCCCCCUGCAGGCUGGAGGGUGAGGUGUGGCCCUGUCUCAAGGAGGGCAGCAGCUGCAGGGAGAUGAGGGGCCCCAGACAACAGCUGGCAAAUAGAACAUGGAGACAAAACCGCAAAGGACUCUGGGAGAAAACCGGGUCUUUUGAAGACAUCGACCUUCAGCUGUCUCCAUGUGUAAUGGUGAAAGUAAAGGGAAUGGGACAUGAGCUGGGUCCUUUCUGUUUUAAAAACACUGACAGGUGGCGCUGGAGUCUCCUGGUUGUCUUUGUCAUGUUGCUGUUUAGCUUGACUAUGCUUGUGUUCUAUAGACUUCACGGCUUUGUCAAGAAAUGGGUGUGGAGCUGGCAUCAUGGUGGAUUUGUGAAAAUUGGCAGAGAGGGUCGCAUGCUGCUGCUGAGCCCCCCAGAUGUGGAUGAUGGUGUUUCUGAGUCAGUUUGUCGACUUGGCUCUUUGCUCUGCAACCAAGGCUUCAAUGUGUCCGUGGACCAGUGGAGCAGGAAGGAGCAGUGCACUCUGGGACCUCUGCCUUGGCUGCACUCUCAGCUACUGAAGCUAAACACCCAGGGGGACCGAGUUGUGGUCGCUUUGACCCAGAAAGCCUUGGAGAGAACGGAGGAAUGGGCGCAUAACCAUAAGAGGGUUAUCACGAAAAAGAUGGCAGACGAGGGCCUUCCUCAGAUAUGGUCCCCUUACUCUGAUGUGUUCGCAGCCUCUCUGUGCCUCAUUCAAGCGGACAAGGAGCAGGGCAGGGCUGGAGAGCGUUUCCUUCUGGUGAAAUUUGACUCAAGUCCAAGCAGCGACAAGAACCUACCAGAGCUGCUUCAGGGGCUGCCUCUGUUCCAGCUUCCCUCCCAGACCCAGGCCCUACUAACUGAACUACGUCUGGGCAGGACAGGGAGGAGAUCAGGUGGAAAAAUGUGGACAGGAUGGAAAUGGGGCAGAUCAGAUGGAUGGAGAGCAGAGACUAAAGAAGGAUCAGACCAGCAAAGGACCUCACUAUGUAAAUAUAUUGGAGUUGAUAAAAACUUGGAGACAAUACCCUUAAAGUUCUCAUGAAUGUCAGGAAGGACAUGUGCAUCCAAGUCAUGAAACAAAGAUCAGACACUCUGAAAGGUGGACAAUAAUCUAUAUUGUCAACAAAUCCCAUUAAGACCAAAAGUUACAGAAAACAACAACACAUUGUAAAGCUCAUUUUUUUGAAAAUGUGU
Molecule: messenger RNA, 2757 nt
Organism: Hippoglossus stenolepis (Pacific halibut)
Lineage: Eukaryota; Metazoa; Chordata; Actinopteri; Pleuronectiformes; Pleuronectidae
Gene: il17rc
Product: interleukin 17 receptor C
Exons: 15
Coding region: 620-2605 (661 amino acids)
Molecular function (GO): interleukin-17 receptor activity
Source: RefSeq, a predicted model, not a curated record